Molecule: messenger RNA, 5914 nt
Organism: Symbiodinium sp. CCMP2592
Lineage: Eukaryota; Dinophyceae; Suessiales; Symbiodiniaceae
Source: the annotation of a GenBank genome assembly
AUGGAUCCGAGCCUCUCCGCUUUGCAUGAUUUGCUGCUCCGGAGUCAACACGAGGCCAGGGCCGGCAAGCCGAAUUCAGAGGGGCAAAGCAGUGCCUCCUCUCUUUUCCUUGACAUGCAGACACAGCGCACCUUAGGUGCUCUGCCUUCGACAAGUUGUUUUGGAUCCAAGGGUCUAUCCGCUGAGGCUCAGUGUGCCGGCACUCGGCCGGUGGACCGGGGUUUUCGAGUUUUCGGAUGGAACCUUGGAGGAUGUUCGGCCGACACGCUUUGCGACUUGGUCAAAACGGCUACACGUGAGGCGGUUUUCGACAGUGAUCUUUUUCUUCUACAGGAACUUCCUCGCUCACGCACAGGUUGGGCGACCACCACCACCAAGGAAGGGUACAGGCUUGUGGGUCAUCAGGGUUCUUCACAGUGGCGAGGGACAGGGCUUCUCUAUUCGCCCCUGGCGUGGUCAGUUAUUCGCAGGGUCGCCAAAGGGAAGGGUACCUGGUUCCUGCUGAAGUCUUUGCGAAGUUCGGUUCAAUUCUGGGUUGCAACCUUUCACUUCACUCCUGGGCUUACGGUUCAGAAGCACGAGCAGGAAGUCCUGGAGUUCCUCAAGGGGCGACCUUCGGACGGCAGGCCUGUCCUGUUGCAAGGGGAUUCCAAUGCUCACUUAGGCUGGGUUGCUGGGUCUGGGGCUGUUGAAGCUCUUGGCCUUGAGGGCAAAUCCAUCAUGAUGCUGGACCAGUUUUCGGCAGCGGGAAUUCGGCUUUGCCCUCCGCCGUCACGGCAGUUCCCGACUCCUACCAGCAGGCCCCGACGCGAGGGCUGUGAGGGUCAUCAGAUCGACUUUGGGGCUACAAAAGGGGUUCCUCUCUACAUCCACGAGGACUCUUACAUGCUGCAGGGCACUGACCACGAACUGCUGGAGCUCCGCUUCUGGCUCAGGCUAGCUGCUCAGUGCACACGACCACGCCCCAGUAAGUGCUUCCGGGACCCCCGUGCGGUGAAGGAGGCCUUUCGACGGGCUAAGACGUCUCGUUCCCCUGCUGCUUGGAAAACCGCUCUUCGCCUUCGUAGAGAGGCUCGUCGGUCCUGGGAGAGCGCGAGGAUUCGAAGGGCUACGGAGGGGGACUGGCAGGCUUUCCGAGAUGAGACCCGGGUUCAAGCGACGGGUUGGGACCUCGUCUACGCUGAUGCCCAAGCCUGUGAUCCUCAUCAGUCUGUGCACCAACACCUUACUGAGGUUUACUCCGGGGAUGACCUUCCUCCACUGCCCCCUUUCGUGGGGCCGGUCCAGGCGUUCAGCAUCGAAGAGCUCACCAAGGCGGUCUCGCAGAUACGGAAGGGGAAGUCGGUUGGGGUUGAUCUCACAUCCAGGGAACUGCUGGACGGCAUCCUGCAGACGACUGGGGGCCCUGAGCACCUACUGGAGUUUAUGAAUCGUACAUUGUGUACACAGACUGUGCCCCGAGAUUGGAAUCGGCCCCUUGUCAUCAUGCUCGCCAAGACUGACUCCCCUACUGCUCCGUCGGACCUCAGGCCCAUAGCAGUUGGCUCCUCAGCAGCCAAACUCUUCUCACGCCUCCUCGUCAACCGCAUCGCUCCUAAACUAGCUCCACGGACUCACUCUCAGUGCGCCUCGUCAGGACGACAGACAUGUGACGUGGUUUGUUCGCUGUGGAAGCUCUGCGAGUUAGAACGAGAAUGGAAGGCAGGGUUAGGGGUGGUCAAGGUAGAUGUGCGAAAAGCCUUUGACUCAGUUAAUCGGGCUGCUCUCCUUGCUGCUUUACGCGCCAGACUCGGCGACACAGCCGAAUACCGGUGCUUCCACGCCCUGCUGGUCGACGUGGAGGCCGUCCUCCAGACUUGCUGGGGCUCGAGUCUGUUGGCCAUGAAGUCUGGAAUCAAACAGGGAUCGAUCGAAUCUCCGAUCCUUUUCUCGUUCCUCAUGGAGGUUGCGUUGGAGCAGGCCAGGGUUAAGUCCUCGUGGGAUCAGGGUUCGCACCUUUUCCAUGACAUGUUGGAGGAGGACCUCCUGUAUAUGGAUGAUGGCUACCUCUGGGGGCCUGACUGUCGUACACUCGGAGUUCGCCUCGGGCAGCUAGCAGAGGUUCUACAAGGAUUUGGUCUGACUCUGAACAUCGCCAAGUGUGUCCUCUACUGUUCCCCCUACUGCCCAGGACCACAUAAGCUCCGACUACAUCGCGUCACCUUGGAGGCCUCUGACCACCUCCCGGUGAUGGGCCUGAAGAUGAGGGUAGGGAUGAGCAUGAGUGAACUUAUACAGCCACUCCUGUCCCGGGCCAGGUCCAAAUUUUGGGGCUUGAAGCACUUGUUCCGCUCAAAGACUCAGGCCAAAGGGAGGGUUCAGCUAAUGCAUCGUGUUAUCUCCAACACUGCUCUCUGGUGCAUCGCCGCUCUUCCCCCUGAUCGUCCGGCGCUCGCCCUCGUCAACUCGUUCCAGGCUCUUCUGCUGACGUGGCUUUUGCGGCUUGGAAAACGAGCCGAUGAGGACUGGCCCGCCUUCCGUAAACGAGCGGUGCGAAGUGCCCGGUACUCCCUCCAUGUGGCAGGGUGUCCCCGGUGGAGCACCUGCUGGCUUACUCGGUGGUGGACAUUUGCUGGUCACAGGGUCAGGGCCUCGCAACAACAGUUUCCCCCGAUCUCCACAAUCCUGGAAAUGUUCCGUGACAGGCAAUGGUGGCAGAAGGCCAAAGAUGCAGGGCUGUCCCACCCGGAACGUUUCUUCGCGCGGCUGCACUCUUUGGACAAGGCCAUGGAUACAGUGUGUGGGGGACCGUGGAGGGUUUAUGCUUUGGAUCGUGCAGCUUGGCAAGCUAAACUUUCGACCUGGAUUCAACAGAGGGACUUGCCUUGGGCGACCGAGCGUGUGAUUCCAAUGUGCGAUCGCCACCCCGGCUUUGGAGCCUUCUACAUGUACUUUCUCUUGCCCGCCCUCGGUACGAUUCUGCCCUUCUUCGCCCAGCUCCCAGGUGUGCUCGCGCCAAUCCCGGAUGACUACGGCAACUGGCCGCCGAUCUGGUUCACAGAGGCAACUCUCCGAGGACGAGACCUGGCAGCACGAGGGCUUCGUAUGUCGGAUGCCCUCGCGAUGCUAGCCCGGACUGCCUCCCACCGCAACUUUGCCACCUACACGAACUUCGCAUCCAGAGCGGCUGUGGCUAUUGGGAACACCUUGGAGCUGCCCGUCUCCAACCUGGCGCCUGAGGAGAUCCACCUGGACCUCCGUGUCUGGGUGACCUUUGUGGAGGCCCAUAUCCUUGAGGAGUUCCUGGAGCAUGAGUACCCCUUCCAGCAGGGACUUUACGAAGGUCUCCGCAAUGUGAACCCGAACCUGGCCUCCCUUCCCGCGCCACCGCAGGAGACCAUGCUCCGAGCCCAACGCCGGGAAGAGUUCAACCAACUCCGACGCGAUCCUCCUUUCAUUCGACACCUCCGUGCCUCUACUGGACCGGCUUUCCGAUCUCACUCCCUCAUGCGGCUUGAGUGGGUGGGCCGGUGCGUGGGCGACUUCCACGAUCUCUACCACGCGGGCUACAACCUGCAUGGGGUCUUCGAAGAAAUGGUGGCCUUCAUCAGAGCCAGGGACAAUGGUAGCUAUCGCUCCCUCGCACUCCCCUAUUACAGAGAAGUUCUCAGCCAGCUGGGCACCUUCUUGGGCUCACCGGACUCUUCCAGGCCGCCACAGGCUUCUGAAUGGGUUGCUGACAGGGAGUCGGAGCUCUGGUACCUCUACAACUACCACGGCUUGAAGGCUCGAGAUGUUGAUGUGGACGACAUUUCGGUUGGCAAUGCUUCUUCGUCCAACCGUUCCUGUGCUGAGGAGGCCGCUGAUGAUGUGAGCUCCCUCAUGGAUCGCAAGGGGGUCAACAAGAGAUGGCUCAAGAAUGCACCUACUCGCCGCCGACGAGCACCUUCUCGCCCGCGGACUCCCCACGCCUCUACUACACCCCGCUCUUUGAAUCGCCCCUCGGCACCUACGACCACUGAAAGGGUGAAUCUGUCAGCCAUGGCGAAGCACAAGUGCCGAGGUACACCGAUGCCGGCCACUACCAGGCCGACGCCCAAGGCACGUCCUGCUGCUCGAGCCCCACUGCCUCGGUCGGAGAAACCUACCCACCGAUCCCCGCCUCAGGCCAGCCGGGAACAAGGAGCUUCGAGGGACAUGCCAGCGUCGUCCUCGGAGGCCGCGGGGGCAGGUGGUACUGGACCUGAUGGCCCUCUCACGGUUGAGGAGGCCCUGGACACAUGGUUGCUUCUUUUGGGGGUCCGGGACAUAGACGAGCCCAUCGGCACAGACGUUCUGCCGGAGAGGGUUACGACCGCCAUUGUUGAAACCUUUUUGGAGCAUAACUUGGCGGACCGCUUGACCUUCACCAUGGCGGUCAAUCGGCUCUUGGGUGGCUUGCUGUCUGCCAUUGGAGCUGCUUUGGAAGACGACGAGUCCAUCUAUAUGCAGACCAGCAUUGCGGAUGCACUUCAACCCCGGACUGGGACUAUGCCGGCAGCGGUGUGGGAGAACUUGUUGCAGAAGUUCCAGAGGGGCCUCGAGGACUUGCCGAAGGGAUUGAGAGCGGUCCAGGUUGAACACCUUCUGAGUUGGCUGGACUACAGGUGCACCCGCGCUCAAGAGGGCUUCCUGUUGGGGCAUCUUCGUGACGAGGGUGCUCAGCUGCUUGCAGUUCUUGUCGCCUUCAGGGAUCAGAACCUAGCAGCCGUCUCGGAGCAGGAGCCUUUCUGCCGAUCAGCGCCUCUAGUCGCUUGGCUCAUGGGAGAAGUCGUCUUCGAGAUCCCUGUCAUGCUCUUCCCGAAACCGCUCCCGGACUCCGACUCUGACAACAUCCCGAACGUGACCGAGCCUCUCCCAGCUACCUUGCCCGCGAUCGACCUCGACACGCAAACUACGGAGAGCACGGGGGUUCUUGCAGUGCAUGCUGAGCCAGGCUCCGGGUGGUCGGCCGGCCAACUACGCCCCCUGGGGGAAGCUCCCCCGCCGGACCUGGAGGACAGCCUCGAGGAAUCGCGGCAAUAUGUGGAUCUUCUCGCGGCGGAUGAACAGGAGGCACGGCAUGAUCGUCUGGUUGAAGAACAACGUCUCCGACGCGAACAAGAUGCCAUUGAGGCGGAAGAGUCGCAGCAGCUUCAGUACCUCGAGGGGCUACAGGAGGAGAAUGCUCUUGCCACACCUUCAGCUGGAGUGGGCCGCAAGCGUCGCAUUUUGGUGGUGGAAAUGUCAACUGGCAGUCAGGAUGAGCCGCGGACGGCACGAUGCAUUCGCCUCCCAAUCUCGGAGGACGGCAUUGCGACCAUGACCUUGCGGCUGUGGAGGGACGAUGAGCCGGAUCAGGAUCUCAUCCCUACUCCGGUCUUGGAGCCUUCACUGCCUGCCGCCCCCGUGCCGCCGACCCAGCUGCUUCCUGCCACUCUGCCGGGGGACUCCGGGGAGGUCGCUGAUGACAACAUUGCGAUCAACUUUGCGGAGUACCAGGAAGUUUUUCAGGCCUGGGCGAAUGGGCGAAUGUCGACCUCCCAGGUGUUGGCGUUGCAUGGACGUGGUGUGCUGAGCCUCUUGGAGUCGCAGUGGGCCUUCAUGGCUGACGACACCUGUGCAGCUGAAGCUCGCCUCGCCGCUCUGCCAGGGGGUCCGGGCUCGGCUUUGCCUCCUGUGGGCGCUGGCUGCCUCGGGUCUGAGGGGGACGACAGUCAGGAGGCGGUUGACACGCUGCUGGAGGAGUGGGAGGUUCUCUUCUCUCGUUGGAAAGGUGGCCUCCUUACCACGGCAAUGGUUGAACGUGAGCUCGGUGGCAAGGCAGUUUCAGAGCUGUACCGGCGAUGGCAGGUGUAUAUGGACGGAGCGACUGCUUAUGCUGAUGGUCAGCGGGGACGUUCCUCUGGCGAUGCUG